AUGAUGCUACGCGCUGCUGCGUUGCUCCUGCUUGCGGGCAAUGUUGUCGCAGAGCGCAAUGACGCGGAUUUGAUGUCUUUUGUGACGCUUCCGGAAGUCCGAGCUUUAAAAUGGGAUAUUAAACACUACGACCGCGAACGAUUAGCCCCCGGGUAUUGGUUCGUUGCGCCUUAUGGGAAGAUCGCACCAGAUGAACCCACUCUCAAAUACCAGCAAUAUCAAGUCGGACCUUACAUCUACGACGAUAAUGGCGUUCUUAUCUGGGCCGGAGCUCCCUUGUACGACAAUCACAAUGUCUUUGAUUUCAAACCAGUGCACAACAUCGACGAGAAUCCGUACUUAUCGUUUAUUGUAGGAUGGGAAUACGACGAGUCAAAGAAGGGCCAUGGCGCAAUUGUGAACAACCGUUACGAGGUGAAGAAAGAAGUCCAGGCGACCAGUGAUGUCCAUGAUUUCAACAUGCACGAAUUCAAUAUCAUGGACGGGGGAAAAACUGUCCUGGCAUGCACCUACCGUGCCCAGCGCAUUAACAUGACUGAUUUCGGACGCUCAAAGGAAGAGAGUUGGAUCACAGUUGGUGGGUUCGUCGAAUUGGAUAUCGAGACCAACGAGGUUCUGGUCCAGUGGGAUACUUUUGACAAGAUUGCUUUGCACGAGUCCAACAUGUUCCAUGCUUGGGAUCGUCCAGCCAUCGACUCGCCCGGUUGGGACUACGUGCAUAUCAAUUCGGUUGACAAGAAUGAGGCUGGUGAUUACCUGAUCUCGUUGCGAUUCACUAACACCAUCUACCUGAUUUCCGGUCUGGAUGGAAACAUCGUGUGGCGCUUGGGUGGAUUGGAGAGCGAUUUUCAACAAAAUUUCACUUUCUCCAAGCAACACGAUGUCAAGUUCGUCUCGUCUAAUGGCACCCAUCAUGUUAUUUCGAUGCUGAACAACGCAUCCGAUGAACGUGGCAGUGAUGAAAAGACUUCUUCCGCCUUAAUUGUCGAGCUGGACACAGGUGUCGACCCUAUGACCGCCAAGGUUAUCCAGCGGAUUAACCGCCCUGAUAGCAUGCUCACCAAGCUUCGUGGAAACGCCCGUGUUCUUCCUAACGGCAACGUCUUUGUCGGAUGGAGCGAGUUUGGCUACUCAAGCGAACACGCACCGAACGGAGAUCUUCUCAUGACUGCCCGAUUUGCCUCGGAGCGAUGGUCGACCUACCGCUCCUACAAGGGCGAGUUCACUGGUCGUCCGGCUGCGCCCCCAGACCUGGUCGCAUCCGUCUACGGUACAAAGGAUGAUGAUAUGACGACCGUCAUCCACGUCAGCUGGAAUGGCGCAACCGAUGUUGUCCAGUGGAAGUUCUAUGCGCAGGCGUAUGACAAUGGCCAGUCCGUCCUCAUUGGCACCACUAACAAAACCGACUUCGAGACCAUGUUCAUCGCCGACGGUUUCAUGGAUUUCGUUUCUGCUGAGGCUAUUGACGCCGACGGCAAUGUUAUGCAUACUUCUGAGAUUACGCGCACAGCCUCCCCAUCUGACUGGAAAGCCGCCGGCUGGGCCGGCUCUGACUCCGGUCCCAACCCCGACGAUCCCUCCAUCAUAGUUGCGGCCAACGAAAACACGGGGUCAAGUUCGUCUCAGAGCGGCAACGUUGCCAACGGCGAUAAAGCAACUAAUUUGGCCAACAGCACUUCCUCUGGCUCGGGCGACCACUCGAGCGCCCAGUAUGCCGAUGCAAAGGAAGUCGCCCAGGCCGUUUACAAGGCCUACGAGGUCAUGCGCGGGAUUGGCGGUUUCCUUGUCUUCCUGCUGGUCGGGCUCACCCUAGGUGGUGCUGGAUAUGGCCUCUGGAAGGUCAUCCGCGCUCGGCGCAUCAGUCGCUACCAGCAUGUUCCCUCCGAGGAGGGCGUCCCCGUGGAAGAGAUCCAUCUGGCCUCCACUCCGCGCCCCUGA
This is a messenger RNA of Penicillium paradoxum, 1938 nucleotides long. RefSeq lists its product as uncharacterized. Bases 1 to 1938 code for a protein of 645 amino acids. The transcript has 3 exons. NCBI's taxonomy places the organism in Eukaryota, Fungi, Ascomycota, Eurotiomycetes, Eurotiales, Aspergillaceae. The record is from RefSeq and is a predicted model, not a curated record.